CUCAGCGCCUACCGCCGCUGCUGAGCUCUGUGCAGCCGGGCGCACAGCGGAUCCCCAGCCGCGGCGCGAGGAGCUGGUGUCGCCGCGCGGGGCGCGCAAACAGCCGGCAGCCGCGGGACAGCUACCUCCAAGCAGCCGCUGGCGGGAGCAUCGCCGGGGCAGCGACGGCAGCUCUGCAGCCUCGGGUUGGGCCCAGGUCCCGGAGCAUUAGGAGAGGGAGGACGACGAGGACGCGGUGCGGCGCCCUGCAAGGGAAUGUGGUCAGAUUUUCAGGCCAGGAUGAAAAUCAGUGUGGGACUUGUCCUCAGGAGCCAUUAUGAUGUGAAGUUGAAGUGGGAUGUUGUCCAACCAUCAAGCUGUUUAUCAUUAUAACUAACACACCGCUUGGCAAACUUUGGGCCACGGGCAGCUAACAGACGGUGACUUUCCCAUUUUGGACUUUUCGUCUAUGUUGUGAAUUGUUUUGUAAAAAACAACAUAAUUGGAUUCCUCCCAAGUACUCAUUGGAAUAUACAUUAACAAAAUGCAAAGCAUAAGUACAUUACUGCUACUGGAGACACUCAUGGAGAAGCCUCUUAAAUCGCUGGUGUUCUGGCUUCUGGCUGUCGUCCCCACAUGCCCAGUUUGAUAAAGCUGGCAACAGUCUGUGCCCCCUUCAUGGAAUGAAUCAUCACUUUGUGAAGCCUGGAGUUAAAGAUGGACCCCUGAUUGCUGCACAGAUACGCAAAGCAGUGAGGAGCUUCUGACAUCUGUGGGGAAGGAGUCUACACUUAACAGGAAACGAUGGCCAAAACGGAGGUGAAAACGUCACUUUUGGACAAUAUGAUUGGAGUUGGUGAUAUGGUUCUUUUAGAGCCUCUGAAUGAGGACACCUUCAUCGAUAACCUCAGAAAGCGUUUUGACCAUAACGAAGUAUAUACAUACAUUGGAAGUGUGCUUGUAUCUGUUAAUCCAUACCGGUCACUGCCCAUUUAUUCACCAGAGAAAGUGGAAGAAUACAGGAAUAGAAAUUUUUAUGAACUGAGUCCUCACAUCUAUGCCCUGUCAGAUGAAGUGUACAGAUCCCUUCGAGAUCAAGAUAAAGACCAAUGUAUUCUAAUUACUGGAGAAAGCGGAGCAGGAAAAACAGAGGCCAGUAAGCUUGUUAUGUCCUAUAUAGCAGCUGUUUGUGGAAAAGGAGCAGAAGUUAAUCAAGUCAAAGAACAGCUUUUACAGUCCAACCCUGUCCUGGAAGCUUUUGGAAAUGCCAAAACUGUAAGGAAUGACAACUCCUCUAGAUUUGGCAAAUAUAUGGACAUUGAAUUUAACUUUAAAGGAGACCCACUGGGUGGAGUGAUAAGCAACUAUCUUUUAGAGAAGUCUCGUGUUGUUAAGCAGCCAAGAGGUGAAAGAAACUUUCAUGUAUUCUAUCAGCUGCUCGCUGGUGCCUCAGAAGAGCUUCUCAAUAAGCUUAAACUCAAGCGGGACGUCAGCAGGUAUAACUACUUGAGCCUGGACUCCGCCACAGUUAAUGGAAUGGAUGAUGCUGCAAAUUUCAGAACCGUUAGGAAUGCCAUGCAGAUUGUGGGCUUUCUGGAUCAUGAAGCCCAGUCUGUCUUGGAGGUGGUGGCAACAGUGUUGAAACUGGGGAACAUUGAGUUCAAGCCCGACUCUCGAGUGAAUGGUUUAGAUGAAAGCAAAAUCAAAGACAAAAAUGAGUUAAAAGAAAUCUGUGAGUUGACCGGCAUCGAUCAGUCAGUUCUAGAGCGAGCAUUCAGUUUCCGGACAGUUGAGGCCAAGCAGGAGAAAGUUUCGACUACACUGAAUGUGGCUCAGGCUUAUUAUGCCCGUGAUGCUCUGGCUAAAAACCUCUACAGCAGGUUGUUCUCAUGGCUGGUGAAUCGAAUCAAUGAAAGCAUCAAGGCCCAAACGAAAGUGAGAAAGAAGGUCAUGGGUGUUUUGGACAUUUAUGGCUUUGAAAUUUUUGAGAAUGCAGACAACAGCUUUGAGCAGUUUAUUAUUAAUUAUUGUAAUGAAAAGCUGCAACAAAUCUUCAUUGAACUUACUCUUAAAGAAGAGCAAGAGGAGUAUAUACAGGAGGACAUAGAAUGGACUCACAUUAACUACUUCAAUAAUACUAUCAUUUGUGACCUAAUAGAAAAUAACACAAAUGGCAUCCUGGCUAUGCUGGAUGAAGAGUGUCUGAGACCUGGCAUCGUCACAGAUGAGACCUUCUUAGAAAAGCUCAACCAAGUCUGCGCCACCCACCAGCACUUUGAGAGCAGGAUGAGCAAGUGCUCUAGAUUCCUCAACGACACGUCUCUGCCUCACAGCUGUUUCAGGAUUCAGCAUUAUGCCGGCAAGGUGCUGUACCAGGUGGAGGGAUUUGUUGACAAAAACAAUGACCUCCUCUACCGCGACCUGUCCCAGGCCAUGUGGAAGACCAGCCAGCCCCUCAUCAAGUCUCUGUUCCCCGAGGGGAACCCUGCCAAGAUCAACCUGAAAAGGCCCCCCACAGCCGGGUCCCAGUUCAAGGCUUCCGUGGCCACCCUGAUGAAAAAUCUACAGACAAAGAACCCCAACUACAUUAGGUGUAUCAAACCCAAUGAUAAAAAAGCUGCAUACAUCUUCAGCGAGACUCUGGUUCGUCAUCAGGUCAGGUACCUGGGUCUUUUGGAGAAUGUCCGAGUGAGGAGGGCAGGCUACGCCUUCAGGCAGGCCUAUGGGCCUUGCCUAGAGAGAUACAAAAUGCUUUGUAAACAAACAUGGCCUCACUGGAAAGGACCAGCAAGAUCUGGUGUGGAGGCUCUGCUUAAUGAAUUAGAGAUUCCUGUGGAAGAAUACUCCUUUGGUAAAUCAAAGAUAUUCAUCCGAAACCCAAGAACAUUAUUCAAGUUAGAAGACCUGAGGAAGCAACGGUUAGAGGACUUGGCUACUCUCAUUCAGAAGAUCUAUCGGGGGUGGAAAUGCCGCACACACUUCCUGCUAAUGAGAAAAAGCCAAAUCGUGAUUGCUGCCUGGUACAGGAGAUACGCGCAACAAAAGUGGUAUCAAAAGACGAAGAGUUCUGCCUUGGUAAUUCAGUCUUACAUCCGGGGUUGGAAGGCUCGUAAACUCCUGCGGGAACUGAAGCAUCAGAAGCGCUGUGAGGAAGCCGUCACGACCAUUGCAGCCUACUGGCAUGGAACCCAGGCCCGGAGGGAACUGAGGCGGCUGAAGGAGGAGGCUAGGAAAAAACAUGCUAUUGCAGUUAUUUGGGCUUACUGGCUUGGAUCUAAGGCUCGGAGGGAAUUGAGACGCUUGAAGGAGGAGGCUAGGCGUAAGCAUGCAGUUGCUGUUAUUUGGGCUUACUGGCUUGGACUGAAGGCUCGGAGGGAAUUGAGACGCUUGAAGGAGGAGGCUAGGCGUAAGCAUGCAGUUGCUGUUAUUUGGGCUUACUGGCUUGGACUGAAGGUACGGAGGGAGUACAGAAAAUUCUUCAGAGCCUAUGCUGGAAAGAAAAUUUAUGAGUUUACACUUCAGAGAAUUGUACAAAACUACUUCUUGGACAUGAAAAACAAGAUGCCUUCCUUAUCUCCAAUAGAUAAGAAUUGGCCUUCGAGACCUUACCUAUUCUUGGAUUCUACUCACAAGGAGCUAAAAAGGAUUUUUCACUUGUGGAGGUGUAAAAAAUACAGGGACCAGUUCACAGACCAGCAGAAACUUAUUUAUGAAGAGAAACUAGAAGCCAGUGAACUCUUCAAAGACAAGAAGGCUUUAUACCCAUCUAGUGUUGGGCAGCCAUUCCAAGGUCCCUACCUGGCAAUCAAUGAGAACCCCAAGUAUAAGAAACUCAAAGAUGCCAUUGAAGAAAAGAUCAUUAUUGCUGAAAUUGUGAACAAAAUUAACCGUGCUAAUGGGAAGAGUACUUCCCGGAUUUUCCUCUUAACAAAUAAUAAUCUCCUUCUUGCUGACCAAAAGUCUGGACAGAUCAAGUCAGAAGUUCCCCUGGUAGAUGUGACCAAGGUUUCAAUGAGCUCACAAAAUGAUGGCUUCUUUGCCAUCCACCUAAAAGAGGGCUCAGAAGCAGCUAGUAAAGGAGACUUUCUCUUCAGCAGCGACCACCUGAUUGAAAUGGCCACCAAGCUGUAUCGUACAACUCUCAGCCAAACCAAACAGAAGCUCAAUAUUGAAAUUUCUGAUGAAUUCCUGGUACAGUUCAGAAAGGACAAAGUAUGUGUGAAGUUUAUUCAGGGAAGCCAGAACAACGGGAGUGUCCCAAUGUGCAAACGAAAAAACAAUCGUCUCCUUGAAGUUGCUGUCCCUUAACUGGCACCUCCUCUCUGCUUUCAUGGACUUGUUUCUUUGUAAUAGUGCAAUUUGAGUUUUGUUUUAUGGAGUUCAUUAUAUGUUUGGGAAUUGCCAAAGGCUAAUACUAUUAGAGUCCCUUGGCAAAAUAAAAAUAUUUGACUAAUCAAUUUUUAUUAUUGGAAUAGUUUUAACCCUUAAAGUAUACACAUUUUGUCAAGGGGCAGGAUUGUAGAAUCUAACAGUGUCUGUGCUAUGCCAGUUCUGCUCUUUGUUUAGUCAUCACAUUAGAUCUGUGUGCCAUAAAUCCACAUAUUACUCAUAAAUCAUUAAUACAUCUAAUUUUAGGAAAUGGUCUUAAAAAUAGUGCAUUCACUCAUCAAAUAUUUAUUGAAUGCCUAUUCUUGUAGGCACUGUGCUAGAUGGUAUGAAAACUUAUUUAGGAAACUUUUUUUGUUUUUAAGGCCAUUACAUUCUGUCUGAUGUGUGCUGGUUUAGCUAAGGGCUAAGAGGGUUUGAAAAUGUUGAGAUCAAAACAUUAACUGUUAAUGGUAGACAGCAUUAUUAGGAACCCUGCAGCAUGAUCUUUAACAGUAUAUACUUCAAGAUGGGCUGGUCCUAGGAAGGAUUAGAAAUAUAUGAUGGGCUAAAUUGCCCCAUAUGUGAUUUCUAUUUGAUGUAGGAAAACUGACAUUUGAACACAACUUUUAAUUUGUUCAGAUCUCUUAUAAUUGCUUUUAACAGUAGAAAACAGAGCCAUUCUUAUUUUAGAAAAAGUGACAGAAGCAGUCCAGUAAGAUUAUAUUUUCCUGUUUCUGGUUAACAUCAGAUAUGAUACUAGAUAUGCUAAUAUCUGCAGAUAACUGUUUUCACCCAAAUUUGAGUAGAUAUUUUAAACAUUUAAUAGCAAAGAUUCUGUACAAUGUGCAAUAAAACAUCCAAGAUCUUUUUUGAAAGUUUUAUUUAUAAUAUACAUUUUUUAUGAGAGGGGUGAUUGGUAUAGGGUGCAUAUUUUCGUCAAGGAUUAAAAAUAAAUUUGUGUUAAUUUGCAGGGUUUUUUUCCUUCAAAUUUACAACCAAGGGUUCAUUUUGGAAACUACAUUUUAAACUUUGGAAUCAAAUUGUUUGUUAUUUAGGAAGAUAAUGUAUAUACAUUGGUAUUAUGUUAAAUAAUAAAAUUGUUCUAAUUUGGUGCCAUUUGCUGGAUCAUAACUGUAUUUUUCUAUUUCAAGCUAUUGUCUUAUGUUGUGUGUCAACGUAUUGUCACACAGAAAGGCUUUACAAUCCAAACAUGUUCUCUGUGUAACUGAAUUUCAUUUAACUUUUAUAAAUCAGAAACAUUCAUUGAAAGUAUUUUCUGGGGAUUUUCUUCUAAUUUUUGUACUUUAAAAAAAUCCUUCACAUAAAGAAAUUCUCAGAA
Molecule: messenger RNA, 5686 nt
Organism: Choloepus didactylus (southern two-toed sloth)
Lineage: Eukaryota; Metazoa; Chordata; Mammalia; Pilosa; Megalonychidae
Gene: MYO1B
Product: myosin IB
Exons: 34
Coding region: 784-4287 (1167 amino acids)
Biological process (GO): actin filament organization; vesicle transport along actin filament
Cellular component (GO): myosin complex; plasma membrane; cytoplasm
Molecular function (GO): microfilament motor activity; ATP binding; actin filament binding
Source: RefSeq, a predicted model, not a curated record